Pongo pygmaeus (Bornean orangutan) is the source of this 1752-nucleotide messenger RNA. RefSeq names its product mitochondrial methionyl-tRNA formyltransferase (gene MTFMT). NCBI's taxonomy places the organism in Eukaryota, Metazoa, Chordata, Mammalia, Primates, Hominidae. Gene Ontology annotation, cellular component: mitochondrion. The coding region runs from base 33 to 1202 and encodes 389 amino acids. Gene Ontology annotation, molecular function: methionyl-tRNA formyltransferase activity. The transcript has 9 exons. Gene Ontology annotation, biological process: conversion of methionyl-tRNA to N-formyl-methionyl-tRNA; biosynthetic process. The record is from RefSeq and is a predicted model, not a curated record.
CUGCGCAGGGCUGGCCGCCGGCGGCCGAGGCGAUGAGGGUGUUGGUGCGGCGCUGUUGGGGUCCUCCGCUGGCUCAUGGCGCCGGGCGUGGGAGGCCGAGUCCCCAGUGGCGAGCACUGGCCCGACUCGGCCGGGAGGACUGCCGGGACUCCAGAGUCCGCGAGAAGCCUCCCUGGCGGGUGCUCUUCUUCGGCACAGACCAGUUCGCCCGCGAGGCGCUGCGGGCGCUGCACGCCGCCAGGGAAAACAAAGAGGAAGAGUUAAUCGACAAACUGGAGGUGGUCACAAUGCCUUCCCCAUCACCAAAAGGACUGCCAGUGAAGCAAUAUGCUGUGCAGUCUCAGCUUCCCGUAUACGAGUGGCCGGACAUUGGAUCUGGAGAAUAUGAUGUUGGAGUAGUGGCUUCAUUUGGCCGACUUUUGAAUGAGGCUCUUAUUCUUAAAUUUCCCUAUGGCAUAUUGAAUGUUCAUCCCAGUUGCCUCCCGAGAUGGCGUGGCCCAGCCCCUGUAAUCCAUACAGUGCUUCACGGAGACACAGUUACUGGAGUAACAAUUAUGCAAAUUAGACCUAAAAGGUUUGAUGUAGGCCCAAUUGUCAAACAAGAAACUGUUCCUGUGCCACCCAAGAGCACUGCAAAGGAAUUGGAAGCAGUGUUGUCAAGACUGGGUGCCAACAUGCUCAUUUCAGUUUUGAAAAAUUUGCCUGAAAGUCUGAGCAAUGGAAGGCAGCAGCCAAUGGAGGGGGCGACUUACGCCCCUAAGAUUUCUGCUGGUACCAGUUGUAUAAAAUGGGAGGAACAAACUUCAGAACAAAUAUUCAGACUUUACCGUGCCAUUGGAAAUAUAAUUCCGUUGCAGACGCUCUGGAUGGCGAAUACCAUUAAACUUCUGGAUUUGGUAGAAGUUAACAGUUCAGUCCUUGCUGAUCCAAAAUUAACGGGACAGGCUCUUAUUCCAGGAUCAGUAAUAUACCACAGACAGUCACAGAUACUGUUGGUUUAUUGCAAGGAUGGUUGGAUUGGUGUUCGAUCAAUGAUGCUCAAGAAAACGCUAACAGCUACUGACUUCUACAAUGGAUAUUUGCACCCCUGGUACCAAAAAAAUUCCCAAGCUCAACCAAGCCAAUGCAGAUUUCAGACUCUCAGACUUCCAACAAAGAAGAAGCAGAAAAAAACUGUUGCUAUGCAACAACGCAUUGAGUAGUUAGGAAGAAGAUGGAUAAAAACAUAUUACAUAUUUGUAAUUUAUUAAAAACCUCAUUUACAAGGAAUUAUCUGGACUUUUUUUUUUUUUUUUUUUUUGAGACAGAGUCUUACUCUGUCACCCAGGCUGGAAUCCAGUGGCACUAUCUCAGCUCACUGCAACCUCCGCCUCCCAUGUUCAAGUGAUUCUCCUGCCUCAGCCUCCUGAGUAGCUGGGAUUACAGGCAUGCACCACCACACCCAGCUAAUUUUUGUAUUUUUAGUAGAGAUGGGGUUUCACCAUGUUGGUCAGGCUGGUCUCAAACUCCUGACCUUGUGAUCUGCCCACCUCAGCCUCCCAAAGUGCUAUGAUUACAGACGUGAGCCACCGUGCCUGGCCUGGAAUUAUCUGGACUUUCAAAGAAGAUGGCAGUGUUAUAAGAAGAGAAGAUUAUUGUCGAAAAAAUGGAUUGCCUCACUUUCCACUUUUUAUGUAACAGUAGUUAAAAAACAGCUUUUUUUUACUUGAAUUACAAAAAACUUUAAAUAAAACUUGUAUUUAUGAUACCAAA